Triticum dicoccoides is the source of this 369-nucleotide messenger RNA. RefSeq names its product triphosphate tunnel metalloenzyme 3-like. The annotation marks the transcript as partial. The transcript has a single exon. The record is from RefSeq and is a predicted model, not a curated record. NCBI's taxonomy places the organism in Eukaryota, Viridiplantae, Streptophyta, Magnoliopsida, Poales, Poaceae.
GACCCCGCCCUCGCCCUCACCUGCGUCGACAACCCCGCGCGUCUCGGCGCGGUCGAGUCCCCCAUCGUCCGGCUCGUCUCCGACGAGUACGGCGUCGGCGGGGACAAAGCGUCGUUCGUCUGCCUCGGCGGCUUCCGGAACACCCGCGGUAUGUAUGAGCUCGAGGAGGGCGAGGGGCAGGGGCUCAUGCUAGAGCUCGACGAGACACACUUCGAUUUCGGCACAAACUACGAGCUGGAGUGCGAGACCGCGGAGCCCGACCAGGCCAAGGAGGUCCUGGAGCGGCUGCUCACCGUGGUUGGGGUGCCGUAUGAGUACUCCCGGAGCAAUAAGUUCGCGUGCUUCAUGGCCGGGAAGCUGCUUCCGUGA